Darwinula stevensoni is the source of this 1169-nucleotide messenger RNA. Lineage: Eukaryota; Metazoa; Arthropoda; Ostracoda; Podocopida; Darwinulidae. The record is from the annotation of a GenBank genome assembly.
AUGAAUCACUGCGUGAUCCCUAGCCCCAUCUUGGGGGAGGCAUCAGGAGAGAGUGGGAUGGCUGCUGAUUUUGGCCUUGGUUUGAGUCAUUCCGCUACGGAGGAAGGGGAACUGGAGAUCUCGUAUCGCAACGGGCGUCUCCUCGUCCACGAACACCUCCACAAUGUUACUGAAAACCAUGGACUUCAGGCCCAAGAGGAGUUGAGGCAAGGUUCGUCGUUGGCCGUGUUUGGAGUGCUGGCCGCCAUGGCAGCCACGGCUGUUUUCAUCCUAGUCAUCGCUGCCAUCAUAAGGAAGAUCCGGAGCAAGGACGUGGUAGAAGGAGAGGACGAUGAGAAAGGAGAGAAGGGUAUGGACUUGACAACAAAGUCGCUUUCGUGGGAUUUUCCACCGGACACGAGAGGGAAGCUGGAUAACUCCGUCUUCAUUUCCGCCUUGAAGGAUUCCUCCACGCAACGGGCCUCUUCCACUCAACCUGUCUCUCCCUCCUCCCCCUCCUCCUCCUCUUCCUCCACCUCCAAUUCGACAACUCUUGACGAGAUCAAAGUCGACUCGGUGUCGGACCUGUUCCCCAAGUCCCGCGGGAACAAAUGGGACCGGAUGCAGAAACGACUCAAGAAGGGGAUGAACCGAGCCCCAUUCGGGAAGAAGGAAGAGAGGACGGUCUCCAUCGUGGAUCUCCCCCCGGAACAACUUCAGCAUAUCUUCGUCUACUAACUCUCCCACUGACCAAGGUGAAAGCGAUGAAAUGGGGAGGAAAAAAUAAGCGAUAACCACCUGUGCCAAUGAGGAGGUGCCUUUCCCCUCUCCGUUUGGGACCAAGCAAAAGGAAAAGAUGGUGAUGAUAUUUUUCCGAUAUCGAUGGUGGUGAUUUCUUUUCACAACUUAAUUUACGGAGAGAGGAUUAAAAAAAACUCGAGGUUAAAGAAUGGUUCCCCUGUCUUGCCAAUCCCUUGCCAAUACUUUUGCAGUAUUGAUGAGUACAUGAUGAUGAUGAAUGGACCUGUUUCUUUAUGGUAGUUGACUUUUGCUUUUUAUCUCCCCCUCCAAUUGGGGUUCUGUGACAUCCCUUUUCUGGAUAUAUGAAUUUCCCUCCUAUUGGGCCUGUCCUUUUUCUUGGCCAACCUUUUCUUUUGGAAAAUAAAAAAUCCCUUUAUUUGUGACGACAA